GGGGAGGGGAGAUAUAUCAUAUUGUUCAUUUCUCUCUCUUAGUCUGCCAUCCCGGUUGCGCGGCUUACUGCUCGGUGCCGUAUUGGAGAGAAAAGAGAGUGAGAGAGAGAGGGAGAGGGAGAGAGAGGAGGGGUGGACAGAGCGAAAGAGGGCGGAAUGCCCCUUUACAGGCGUCGCAUCUGACUAGAACAGCGGAGAAGCUCGUAAUUCGGAAAUUGGUCAGAGAGGAGGACACUGCUUUCUGCAACACCAAGGUUCUGUUGAAAAAAAUCUCCACGACUCUGACAGUGACAUCCAAUCCACGCUGAUGUGCUGGCAAGGCCAAGGAUCCCGAUGCAUUCCACCAAUUCCUGCUGGAGCUAGAUGACUAAGAGCUCAGCACAACAGGCUCCCAUUUCUGAUCUUGGAAACAUUAGGAAAAUAACAAGAUAAAGGUUAUGCAUGCGCUGCAGGCAUAACUCCACGCUCCUCAGCCAAAUCUGUUUGCAAAGAAAAUUUCACACGUAGUGUCUCCACGCAGGCUUGCAACAUGGCCCAGAACCUGAAGACUUGAGUUCAAUAAAGGGAAAGUGAGAGGGCGGGUGCUGCUCACUCAUUCAUGGGCACAUCAGUCUGGCCUCUGCGAUCCAGCCUGCAGAGCCCCUCGUGUUCUUGCUUUAUCACAGCUGCCCCCUCAACUUCCUCUGCCUAAUCGCUCUCAGCUCGCACCUUGUAAAAGGUGGACAGCCCAAAACUCUGCUUACCCAAGCGCCGUCCAAUAGGUGAGGGCGGCGAGGGCUGCGCUGUCAUUGGCUGACUGCUGGUGAGAGUGCGAUGCGGAUUGGAGGAUGUCAGGGGACUGGGAUGAAGACCUGUGUAAGAAGGCGCUGGUGUUGGUGGAGGAGCUGUGCUUCAACACGAGGGGUUACAGCCAGAACGAACGCUGCCAGGAGUUCAUCUUCCUGAGGAGGGGCAACAGACCGCUAGACACAGAGAUCUCUGUCAGUCUGCUGUCGGUCAUUGUGACAUUCUGCGGCAUCGUCCUCCUCUCCGUCUCCCUUUUCGUUUCCUGGAAGCUCUGCUGGCUACCAUGGCGGGACAAGGAGGGCGGAGGUCUGAGCCUGACAUCGGGGUUGCUUCCUGGAACCGCCGGUGUCGGAAACCUUGCAGCUGCCGGGGGCUCGUCACUCUUACCCCCGCUGCUGCAGAGGAAGGAGGGCCACUCCUCGUCCUCUCUCUAUCCCACCCUUGGCCAGCAGGGUCAGCACCACCCCCAUUUCUCUGACCUGGUGGGGCUGGAGAGGGGUGAGGUCGGAGCCGUGGUUGGAGGGCCACAUGAGACCCAGGAGCACUCCUACCUGGACAUGGACUCCUACCCCAACAAUGCUGGAACUCUGAAGCUGAGUCAGACGUCUCCAGACGUUCCCAACUCAGAGGGUGGAGCCCAUAAAGACCUGCCGAACGCUCACUCCCAACAGCAGGUCACCCCGCGGCCCAAACCCAUGACUCACCAGCUCUCCAGUCCCGAUUUCCACGGAGAGGAGAAGGAGCAGGUAACCAGCAUUGGGCAGAUUAAACCGGAGCUCUACAGACCCAAAGGUGACCAGGGCGAAGGCAAACAGGGCGACACCUGUGGCAAGAUCAGCUUCCUCCUGCGCUACGCCUUCAAUACAGAGCAGUUGGUGGUGAAGAUACUGAAAGCUUUGGACCUGCCAGCGAAGGAUGCCAAUGGCUUCUCUGACCCGUACGUGAAGAUUUACCUACUGCCAGACAGGAAGAAGAAAUUCCAGACAAAGGUCCACAGAAAGACCUUAAACCCAGUGUUCAAUGAGACAUUUCAGUUUGGCGUGCCGCUGAAUGAGCUACAUUCCAGGAAACUGCAUUUCUCCGUGUACGACUUUGACCGCUUCUCCAGACACGACCUGAUAGGCCAGGUAGUGGUGGACAACCUGCUGGACUUCAGCGAGGGCAGCGGGGACAAACCCAUCUGGAGGGACAUUGUGGAGGGCACUGCGGAGAAGGCCGAUCUCGGGGAACUUAAUUUCUCGCUGUGUUACCUGCCCACUGCAGGCAGGCUCACCGCUACAAUCAUCAAGGCCACCAACCUCAAAGCCAUGGACCUGACUGGUUUCUCAGAUCCGUACGUGAAGGCCUCUCUGAUAUGUGACGGGCGGAGGCUAAAAAAGAGGAAGACCUCCAUCAAGAAGAACACGCUGAAUCCCACGUACAACGAGGCGCUGGUGUUUGACAUUCCCAAUGAAAAUAUAGAAAAUGUAUCCAUCAUCAUCGCAGUGAUGGACUAUGACUGCAUCGGUCAUAACGAGGUUAUAGGGAUGUGUCGUGUAGGCAGCGAAGCUGAAGGUCCGGGGAGGGAGCACUGGGCUGCCAUGCUGGCCAAUCCUCGCAAACCAAUAGAGCACUGGCAUCAGCUUGUGGAGGAAAAAGCAAUCGGUACAUUUGUGUCAAAGAGUUCCACCACAUCCUCCCCAAAGCCACACAUCGUGGUGGACAGUCCCCACUCCGAUUAAAACUGUCAUUAUCAUCUCUACAGCUCCAGACUUUGCUUUCUUUCUUCUUAUCUGUGAAUAAUUCUCUCCAUCAAAGAAAGAGAGACGUGGAGACACUGCUAGUGUCCAACUGCUAGUGCUGUUCUGCUCCUGCUAAUGAAUCCUUCAACUCCUGUGCUGUCUUUACUGAGCUGGAGGGGGGAAAAAUCAGCUCCAUCCAUCACAAGCUACACUUUUGAGCAUCAGACUACACAUUUACAAACACAUGUGGACACUUAACGGUACAGUGGACUGAAAUCAGGUGUACAUUUUGGGAUCUAGCGAGGAAACACACACACACACACACACACACACACACAAAUACACAAAUACAGAGUUUGUAGUAUGUGAGUAGUCCAUGUGUGCUUCAGAUUAGUGUAGUAUUUCAUCUAGAAGGAGUGUGACGUGACAAACUCUUUCUCUCUUGAAAACUAAAAAAAGUCAAAAGGAAGCCAUCGUAGAAUGGUCAUUUCAAACAGGACCAAAGGUUCAUGCCCUUGUACAGACUACAAAAGAAGAAAAUCCUUAUGUCAAUAUUUUUCUUUUAGUGUACAGUAUAUGCCGUACUGUAUAGGAAUACAUCUCAUGUAGUACUAGCAGGACGAAAUAUCCACCGUGGAUACUCUCGGCCAUUUUGGACGCCUUCUCCAGGGUUCCUACCCUCUGGUUUCAGAGUUAACUCGCUUAUUUUCCCCAGAGGAAAGACGACGAGGCAUCCAGUGGUCUUUAUUGAUGUCAGAAGAGCGAAAAAUGAGGACAGACUCAUUGGUCUAAGCAUGUUACAUAGCCUUGAAAUGUGUCCCUCUUCCUCAUGCUUUUUGUCACAGUCCUCAUGGUGCUCGUUAGUAUUUUUUAAAUUAUUUUGCUCUGUCAUUUGUGUGAAACAGUAUACAUGCAACCAUGCGGAAAUGAGUUCAUUCAUGCCAUUUUUUUUUACGGUCCACUGAGGAUGAGAUGAUGCGAGACACGAACUAUUUGAUCGACACUGGCUUUCAGGCCAAAUCGCCAGACUUUUCCUAAUGUAGGACAAAACGGGUUCAACGAAUCCUGGCUUUAGGAUUGGACCAGCAUCUGUUUGGAGUGCACUAGCUGGAGGAUGUAUCCCACACUGAAGGAUAUCACCACUCUAAUUUAUUUUUCAAUCAUUCCAGCACAGUGUGUUUUUUGUUGUUUUUGUUCCUCAAGCUUCAAUUGACAAAAUUAUUAGUCCAUAUCAUGUCACCGACAAGACUUUAGGAGGACACACACGUCCGUGUUGCUUUUAUUAGUGUGUGUUUCUGUGUUUGUGGGCGUGUUUGUUUUGUAUCGUGCGCGUCUGUGCGUGUGUGUAUGCCUGUGUGUCACUGUGACCUUGUGUGUGACACGUUUUUGUGCUCACCUCCUCCUUUUCCUCCUCCUCCUCUCCCGUGUCCAUUUCCUGUCUUGCCUCCCUCGCUCCUCGAAUCCCGGCAUCCACAGACUGUGAAAAGCACGUCUUGGAGCCAACUUUGUGUUGUGUCUUUACAAAGGAGCCAUUUUCUGUGUGUGUGUGUGUGUGUGAGUGAGUGAAUGUGUAUGUACUAUACGUGCCUCAUUGCACUAGGUGGGGAAACACUGUCUUUCAUAGACAUUAGUUUGUAUUGUCUAUGUCGUCUCUGAAAUCAGCUGCCAAUCAUUCAGCCCUUCUCUCCUCUCUCACCCUUUGCCUGAUGUAAGUAACUGUGUUGAUUGUGUACUUCUUUCAGUAGUUUGUGUACUGUAUGUCCGAGGGAAAAUCAGGACGGCGUUGGGAUUGAUCAUUUUAAUUGUUGGGUGCAUUUUGAUUACAUUCAUGAGAAGGAAGGCAACAAAAAAUAAAAGGUUUAAGGAAAAAUACAGAUCAAGAUAAAUUUAGAUCCCCAUAAAGACGAGACAUCAGGGAGGAGGUGUUGUGAGAAACGAGCGCUUGAAAUAUCUGCACUACUUGUGUAAACCGAUACAGACUUUUCAAAGCCAUGUCUGUCACCACACUGUAACCUCAGCAAAACGGUACAACACCUCACUGCAGCUACUUGUAUUGUUGCCAUUUCAGUCUCAUCCUCACGUGCACAAACACACACGUGUGUGUAUUUUGUGUGUGCAGUUUGGGGAUGGGGGGUCUAGUUUUCCUUUGGAUCAAUGAAGGUAGCAGGAGGUUAUAAUUAUAUCUGAAAGUAUUUUGUGUUGUUUGUCAGAUGGGGGGUUAUUGAUCAGCUUGUAUAAGUAGAUAUGGUAUUGAUCCAUCGGUCUAGAGGCCCCAUAAACUCUCCUCCUUUCCCAGCCUCUCUCCUUCUCUCUCUGCUUGUGUCUACCCUAUUUAGCCCUAGUGUUACUGCCUUGUGAUAGAUUGCAAAACUCAUACUGGAGCCAGCACAUUCCCUUAUUCUCCUCCUCCCUCUGUCCGCCUAGCCCCCCCCCCAUCUAAACCCCUCCCUUUCUGUUUCUGUCUGUCUGAUUACUCGUUCUCUCCUCCAGCAGUCCUUACCUUUCCUCCUGCACCUCUCCGUCACCUAUCCAUUUUUCCUGCUCUACUUUUUCCUCCCCAGUUCCUUCAGCUUUCUCACUCACACCCACCUCACGCCCCCAUCUUGCCCUCUUUCUUUCUCUCUGUGUACGACAACCCCACCCCACCCUUUCCGUCCUCCUCCCUAUUCUCCCCCUUGCUGUCUUCUCUCGUUUGUGCAGUUCCGAAUGGUCAUGGGGAAACAUGUUUGCAUGCUUAUAUUAACAUGAAUGAUGUCAACUUGAUGCAAUGAAAAUUAUAUAAGUGAUGCUUUAAGCAAAAUCUGACAAAGAACUUGAUACUAAUACUACUAAUGACGACUAAAAGGAGAUCUAGCAGAUGUUUAUCUCUGUGGUCAAAAACAACACUGAAGAAAAAGGAUUGUUUAUGCUGUAUUUAUCUUUCUCGAAUUGGUAUUCCUUUUGAUUUUCAUUUGUUCUUUUUAUAUAUAAUUUAUUCAAGAGGUUUACUUUUUUAUUGGUUAAUGCUGAGUAUUUUGAUUGAGAGGUUAAGCCAGGGCGAUCGUUUCAGUCGGGACAGCUGUACCAGGUCGCAGGAUGUCUGUGAAUGUGUAAGUAACAGUGUGGCUGAAGUAAUGAUCAUGGAAAUAAAGGAUAUGUAUCAUCCAGCCUCGUGUUUCUUACUUUCCUUGAUGCACUGGGCUGUCACAGAUGCCAGGCAGUGCGCUACAUGCUAUAUAUAAUAUACAAACUUCACAAACUUCUGAGCAUUUCACGUCCACAGUGUAUAUUUGCCUCAGGCAUAGAGGUAAGACCUGGAUAGAGACUGCCUGAACCCAAUUUUUUUAUUUAUUUUUUGAGUUUUCGGACUUUCAGCUGUGCAUUACGUCGCAUGUAAUUAUUCAGCCACUUUGUCAUGAAUUCUUUAUUGUGGCCACAUUUUGCCUAAAUGCAACGUGGCGCACCAUCGCCUGCCCUGUGUGCGCACCCACAUCUGCACUCCUACUUCUAUUUUGUCUCCCUUUCUUUUAGAAAAAUCACUCAUAUCAUUUGUCAUGUGGUUAUUAUCCCUCGUUAAAGCCCACCAGCAGCAAGCUGCACCUCCGGUGUUUCGGCAGAAAGCAGAGUGAGGAGGAAAAGGAAGCUCAGAUGUGCAGAGGAAUGACAGAGAAGGAGGAUUAGGGGGGGGGAUUAAACAAAUGAAGGAGGAUGAAGAGCCACAGAAUGCCAGCGAGGAAGAGAACAGGAGGAGGAGGAGAACACAAAUGGGAAAACCUGGAGGAGAGAGGCAAUAGCUGCGUGCAGGAUGUGUGGAACUGGAGACAGGAGGAGGUGGAGGAGGCUAGUUCUGUAUAUAGACACACUCAUAAAGGGGCACCUGCAGCAUACUGACAGUGUUAACAGUUCAAGAAGAGCAAAAAA
This is a messenger RNA of Oreochromis aureus, 6407 nucleotides long. It is a transcript of the gene syt3, whose product is annotated as synaptotagmin III. Gene Ontology annotation, molecular function: calcium ion binding; calcium-dependent phospholipid binding; SNARE binding. The transcript is spliced from 13 exons. The record is from RefSeq and is a predicted model, not a curated record. Lineage: Eukaryota; Metazoa; Chordata; Actinopteri; Cichliformes; Cichlidae. The coding region runs from base 828 to 2507 and encodes 559 amino acids. Gene Ontology annotation, cellular component: membrane. Gene Ontology annotation, biological process: regulation of calcium ion-dependent exocytosis; calcium-ion regulated exocytosis; regulation of dopamine secretion.